UGAGGGACACUCUUCAGCAAUGACGGAAACUUCUACCAUUCCUUAUGACGAAGCCCUGCCUUCUUUGUGGCCGUUCAAUGCCGAGGCUGCUCUGAGCUCUGGAUGUCCAGGAACUGGGGAGUGACCAUCCCCUGCGCCGCCGCCUAUCUGUUGGUGGUGUUCUUCGGGAAAAGGUCCAUGAAGAACCGAGGGAGGCUCGACCUUCGUCCGCUCCUGACAGCCUGGAACUUAGUCCUGGCGGUGUUCAGUACCAUGGGAGCCGUGCAUUCCAACGGGGAGCUCAUCUCCAGGCUGUAUCGGGAAGGUCUCAGGUACGCCGUUUGCGACUCGUCCUUCUACCACGACGACGUGAUCGGCUUCUGGACAUUUCUGUUCGCCUUCAGCAAAGUCUUCGAGCUCGGUGACACUUUCUUUCUGGUCGUACGCAAGCGAAGACUUCGCACCUUGCAUUGGUACCACCACGCGCCCACCCUGGUGUAUACUUCGUACGCGUACGCGCACAUGCAUGGUCCGGGACUGUUCUCAUUGGCUAUGAACUACGGCAUCCAUGCUCCGAUGUACGCCUACUUCACUCUCCGGGCAGCUACAGUAGUCUUACCGGAAGUCUUCGCCGUGUGUAUCACGCUAGUACAGAUCCUCCAACACCUGUGCGGCUGUGCCCUGAACGCAUGGGCACUCUGGAUCGUCCUGCACGGCGGACAGUGUUCCGCCGGUGUUCUCGUCAGUCUGGUGUCUAUCUGCGUGUACGGAAGUUACGCCGUGAUGUUCUUACGCUUCCUCGUCGACAAAUACACCAGAAAGGACGACGGCAAGGCUGAUUAGCAACAGAAAUCUAACAUUUGUCUUUUUUCUGAUUUUUCGCCAAAUUUAAUCGACUGAACCAGACCACAAUAACACGUUUGGGGAGCUUCAUUAGUUUUAAUUUCGUGAAAGUUACAAAUUUGC
Branchiostoma floridae (Florida lancelet) is the source of this 945-nucleotide messenger RNA. RefSeq names its product elongation of very long chain fatty acids protein 6-like. Gene Ontology annotation, biological process: fatty acid elongation, polyunsaturated fatty acid; fatty acid elongation, monounsaturated fatty acid; very long-chain fatty acid biosynthetic process. Gene Ontology annotation, cellular component: endoplasmic reticulum membrane. Gene Ontology annotation, molecular function: fatty acid elongase activity. The coding region runs from base 103 to 822 and encodes 239 amino acids. The transcript has a single exon. NCBI's taxonomy places the organism in Eukaryota, Metazoa, Chordata, Leptocardii, Amphioxiformes, Branchiostomatidae. The record is from RefSeq and is a predicted model, not a curated record.